Hippopotamus amphibius kiboko is the source of this 4677-nucleotide messenger RNA. It is a transcript of the gene PTK2, whose product is annotated as protein tyrosine kinase 2. Lineage: Eukaryota; Metazoa; Chordata; Mammalia; Artiodactyla; Hippopotamidae. Gene Ontology annotation, biological process: signal complex assembly; protein phosphorylation. The transcript has 33 exons. Bases 395 to 3643 code for a protein of 1082 amino acids. Gene Ontology annotation, cellular component: cytoskeleton; focal adhesion. The record is from RefSeq and is a predicted model, not a curated record. Gene Ontology annotation, molecular function: protein tyrosine kinase activity; ATP binding.
GCCGCCGCCGCCGGGCCGGGAGCGCCGUGCGCCCGCGGCGUGAGGCGUGGGAGGGAGCGCGGCCCGUGAGGCGCGGCGCCGCCCGGUCGUCGUCUGCCUUCGCCUGCCGGCGCCAGCGCUGCGCGAGUCCUCUCUGACUGCUGUGGGAAGAGGAAAGGGAAACUAGGAGUAUUUGUAAAUCAUCGUUUGACUUCCUCACAGAGUUAUGGAGGCCUUCUAAACUGUGAACAGACUGAGGUUCAGGAUGGAGAAAUGAUUCUUUCUUUGUCUCACCGGUAGAACUGGGCCUCCUCUGCGUCUUCCAGGUGCAAAUUCAGUGCCUUCCUCAGUUCCUCAGAGUCCUCCGGAGUAACGGAAGGGAGAAUAUGACAGAUACCUAGCAUCUAGCAAAAUAAUGGCAGCUGCUUACCUUGACCCAAACUUGAAUCACACACCUAAUUCAAGUACCAAGACUCACCUCGGUACCGGUGUGGAACGUUCUCCCGGGGCCAUGGAGCGAGUAUUAAAGGUCUUUCACUAUUUUGAAAGCAACAGUGAGCCAACCACUUGGGCGAGUAUUAUCAGGCAUGGAGAUGCCACUGAUGUCAGGGGCAUCAUUCAGAAGAUAGUGGACAGUCACAAAGUAAAGCACGUGGCCUGCUAUGGAUUCCGCCUCAGUCACCUGCGGUCAGAGGAGGUUCACUGGCUCCAUUUGGAUAUGGGUGUCUCCAAUGUGAGGGAGAAGUAUGAACUUGCACACCCACCAGAGGAGUGGAAAUACGAAUUGAGAAUUCGUUAUUUGCCAAAAGGAUUUCUAAACCAGUUUACUGAAGACAAGCCAACUUUGAAUUUCUUCUAUCAGCAGGUGAAGAGCGAUUAUAUGUUAGAGAUCGCUGAUCAAGUGGACCAGGACAUUGCUCUGAAGUUGGGUUGUCUAGAAAUACGGAGAUCGUACUGGGAGAUGCGGGGCAACGCUCUGGAAAAGAAGUCUAACUAUGAAGUAUUAGAAAAAGAUGUUGGUUUGAAGCGAUUUUUUCCUAGGAGUUUACUGGAUUCAGUCAAGGCCAAAACACUACGAAAAUUGAUCCAACAAACAUUUAGACAGUUUGCCAACCUUAAUAGAGAAGAAAGUAUUUUGAAAUUCUUUGAGAUCCUCUCCCCAGUGUACAGAUUUGAUAAAGAAUGCUUCAAGUGUGCCCUUGGUUCAAGCUGGAUUAUUUCAGUGGAGCUGGCGAUUGGCCCCGAAGAAGGAAUCAGUUACCUCACAGACAAGGGCUGCAAUCCUACACACCUGGCUGACUUCAAUCAAGUGCAGACCAUCCAGUAUUCAAACAGCGAAGACAAGGACAGGAAAGGGACGCUGCAGCUGAAGAUCGCAGGAGCGCCCGAGCCUCUGACGGUGACGGCACCGUCCCUGACCAUCGCCGAGAAUAUGGCCGACCUGAUAGACGGCUACUGCCGGCUGGUGCACGGGGCCACGCACUCUUUCAUCAUCAGGCCCCAGAAAGAAGGUGAACGGGCUUUGCCAUCGAUACCAAAGCUGGCCAACAGCGAGAAGCAGGGCGUGCGGACCCACGCGGUCUCCGUGUCAGAAACAGAUGAUUAUGCCGAGAUUAUAGACGAAGAAGACACCUACACCAUGCCCUCGACCAGGGACUACGAGAUUCAGAGAGAAAGAAUAGAACUUGGACGGUGCAUUGGAGAGGGCCAGUUUGGAGACGUGCACCAAGGUGCUUACACGAGCCCGGAGAAUCCAGCGUUGGCGGUUGCAAUUAAAACAUGUAAAAACUGUACUUCGGACAGCGUGAGAGAGAAGUUCCUUCAAGAAGCCUUGACGAUGCGUCAGUUUGACCACCCUCACAUCGUGAAGCUGAUUGGAGUCAUCACGGAGAACCCCGUGUGGAUCAUCAUGGAGCUGUGCACGCUGGGAGAGCUGAGGUCAUUUCUGCAAGUAAGGAAAUACAGUUUGGAUCUAGCAUCUCUGAUCCUCUAUGCCUAUCAGCUUAGCACAGCCCUUGCGUAUCUAGAGAGCAAAAGAUUUGUGCACAGGGAUAUUGCUGCUCGGAAUGUUCUGGUGUCCUCAAAUGAUUGUGUAAAACUAGGAGACUUUGGAUUAUCCCGAUAUAUGGAAGACAGUACUUACUACAAAGCUUCCAAAGGAAAAUUGCCUAUUAAAUGGAUGGCUCCAGAGUCAAUCAAUUUUCGACGUUUUACCUCAGCUAGUGACGUGUGGAUGUUUGGUGUGUGCAUGUGGGAGAUCCUGAUGCUCGGCGUGAAGCCCUUUCAAGGCGUGAAGAACAACGACGUGAUCGGCCGCAUUGAGAACGGGGAGAGGCUGCCCAUGCCGCCGAACUGCCCUCCCACCCUCUACAGCCUCAUGACCAAGUGCUGGGCCUACGACCCCAGCCGGCGGCCCCGCUUCACUGAGCUCAAAGCUCAGCUCAGCACAAUCCUGGAGGAAGAGAAGGUCCAGCAAGAAGAACGGAUGAGGAUGGAGUCCAGAAGACAGGUCACAGUGUCCUGGGACUCCGGAGGGUCCGAUGAAGCGCCGCCCAAGCCCAGCAGACCUGGUUAUCCUAGUCCGAGGUCCAGCGAAGGAUUUUAUCCCAGCCCACAGCACAUGGUACAAACCAAUCACUAUCAGGUCUCUGGCUACCCUGCUUCACAUGGAAUCACAGCCAUGGCUGGCAGCAUCUACCCGGGUCAGGCAUCUCUUUUAGACCAAACAGAUUCCUGGAAUCACAGACCACAGGAGAUAUCGAUGUGGCAGCCCAACGUGGAGGACGCCGCGGCUCUGGACCUGCGCGGCAUCGGGCCGGUGCUGCCAGCCCACCUGAUGGAAGAGCGGCUGAUGCGGCAGCAGCAGGAGAUGGAGGAGGAUCAGCGCUGGCUGGAGAAGGAGGAGAGGUUUCUGGUAACCAGUCUCAGGGUGUCCUUCCGCUCUGUAAGCCCUUGGGAGCCUGCCGUGCUGCAGAAGAUGGUAGAGCUCAUCUUUUCCAAAGAGAAACCUGACGUGCGGCUCUCUCGAGGCAGUGUGGACAGGGAGGAUGGAGGUCCUCAGGGCCCGACUGGAAACCAGCACGUAUACCAGCCUGUGGGGAAACCAGAUCCUACAGCUCCACCAAAGAAACCACCGCGUCCCGGAGCCCCCGGGCACCUGGGCAGCCUCGCCAGCCUCGGCAGCCCCGGGGACAGUUACAACGAGGGUGUCAAGCUUCAGCCCCAGGAAAUCAGCCCCCCUCCCACUGCCAACCUGGACCGGUCCAAUGACAGGGUGUACGAGAACGUGACGGGCCUGGUGAGAGCGGUCAUCGAGAUGUCCAGCAAGAUCCAGCCAGCCCCGCCGGAGGAGUACGUCCCCAUGGUAAAGGAAGUCGGCCUGGCCCUGAGGACGCUGCUGGCCACCGUGGAUGAGACCAUCCCUGUCCUGCCCGCCAGCACCCACCGAGAGAUUGAAAUGGCCCAGAAGCUGCUGAACUCUGACCUGGGGGAGCUCAUCAACAAGAUGAAGCUGGCCCAGCAGUACGUCAUGACCAGCCUGCAGCAGGAGUACAAGAAGCAGAUGCUGACGGCCGCGCACGCCCUGGCCGUGGACGCCAAGAACCUGCUGGAUGUCAUCGACCAGGCCAGACUGAAGGCGCUGGGGCAGACGAGGCCACACUGAACGCGGGGCCUGCCCUCUGCCCUGUCCCCACCAGCAGCAAGGCUCUGCCCGGCCGGGUGCCGGCGCUCACGGCGCCAGCGUUCUGACUGACAGCUGGUUGAAAAUCUCACAUAAGUUUAACCGCAUUUUGAUUUGGGUUGUUUCUGUCUUGGUUCUUUAAUCACGGUGUUCAGAGAAGUCCGGGAUCCAAAGUGUGGCAUUUUUCUGAGAAUAAAAAUUGUACGUGAGAAGCUUUUAACAAAUCAUGAAGAACAGAUUUUGUUCACAUCAGGAUAUGCUUUCGUGGAAGUGGCCAAGGCAGGGGUGCGGUGAUUCCUGAACUGGCCAGGCUGCGCUUUGGAAGAAGAGAGGAGGAAGUGGAGGCUUCCAGGAAACCCAAGGGGCUGAGAAUUCCUUUGCCAACUGCAGGCUUACUAUCCAGACUGGAAUUUUUGUUGUUAGAACACUCUUCAGUCGCGAUAUGCUAAUACCACUUUACGAAGGAAGAAUAUAAAAGCUAUAUUUUGAAGACUUGAGUAAUUUCAGAAAAAAAAACUACACCCCUCUCGUCUUUCCUGCCUUUUACUUUCAUGUGGGUAUGUGAAGCAUUUGGUUGGAAACUAGCUGUAGAACACACUAAAAACUUUUGUCUUUUUUCACCAGAAUAAUGUGCCAGUUUUUUGUAGCGAUGUUAUUUCUCUUGGAAGCAGAAAUGCUUUGUACCAGAGCACCUCCAAACUGCAUUGAGAAGACGUUCUGGAACCAUCCCUGUUUUCCAUUUUUAUAUAAUUUAUAAAGAAAGAUUAAAGCCAUGUUGACUAUUUUACAGCCACUGGAGUUAGCUAACCCUUCCUUGUGUCUGUCUUCCCAGGAGAGAAUUGGGCAAAACAGAGAUUUGGUUUCCUUUUGGGUGUCCAGUUUUACCAUCCAGUCUGUUAAAUAAUUUUGAAAAAUAUGCCCUCCCUUUAGUUUGUUGGGGGAUAUAAAUUAUUCUCAGGAAGAAUGUAAUGAACUGUACAGUUACUUUGGCCUAUUAAAAAGGUGUUACCAGUAAA